Rattus rattus (black rat) is the source of this 1065-nucleotide messenger RNA. RefSeq names its product N-methylpurine DNA glycosylase (gene Mpg). Gene Ontology annotation, biological process: base-excision repair. The transcript is spliced from 4 exons. Lineage: Eukaryota; Metazoa; Chordata; Mammalia; Rodentia; Muridae. The coding region runs from base 39 to 1028 and encodes 329 amino acids. The record is from RefSeq and is a predicted model, not a curated record. Gene Ontology annotation, molecular function: alkylbase DNA N-glycosylase activity; DNA binding.
GCGCUUCCGGUGGCCUGGGCUGUACUGGCGGCGGCUAGAUGCGCGGCCGCGGUGGUACUGCGCGCCUGGGCAGAGGACUCCUAAAACCGGUGUCCAUGGUGCUCCCCGACACCGAGCACACUCCAUUUCCUGGACGAACCCGCCGCCCAGGGAAUGCCAGAGCAGGAUCCCAAGUGACCGGAUCUCGUGAGGUCGGCCAGAUGCCAGCGCCGCUUUCACGAAAGAUCGGGCAAAAAAAGCAGCGACUGGCACAGUCAGAGCAGCAGCAGACCCCUAAGGAGAGACUCUCUUCGACCCCUGGCCUCCUGCGAAGUAUCUACUUCUCGAGCCCAGAGGACCGCCCUGCCCGGCUAGGACCGGAGUAUUUUGACCAGCCCGCAGUCACCCUAGCUCGUGCAUUUCUGGGACAGGUCCUUGUCCGGCGACUUGCUGAUGGAACAGAACUCCGUGGGCGCAUUGUGGAGACUGAGGCAUACUUGGGGCCAGAAGACGAAGCUGCCCACUCAAGGGGUGGCCGGCAGACCCCCCGUAACCGUGGCAUGUUCAUGAAACCUGGGACUCUGUACGUGUACCUCAUCUAUGGCAUGUACUUCUGCUUGAACGUCUCCAGUCAAGGGCCUGGGGCUUGUGUCUUGCUAAGAGCACUAGAGCCCUUGGAGGGCCUAGAGACCAUGCGGCAGCUUCGAAACUCCCUCCGGAAAAGCACUGUCGGCCGUUCCCUCAAGGACCGAGAGCUCUGUAAUGGUCCCUCCAAACUGUGCCAGGCCCUAGCCAUUGAUAAGAGCUUUGACCAGCGAGACCUGGCCCAAGAUGAGGCUGUGUGGCUGGAGCAUGGCCCUCUGGAGUCCAGCAGCCCAGCUGUGGUGGCGGCAGCCCGCAUAGGUAUUGGCCAUGCAGGGGAAUGGACACAGAAGCCCUUGCGCUUCUAUGUCCAGGGCAGCCCAUGGGUCAGUGUGGUAGACAGAGUGGCUGAACAGAUGUAUCGGCCUCAGCAAACAGCGUGCUCUGAUUGUUCAAAAGUAAAAUAAAUAACCUGUUUGUAGGGAACUGUCCACGUCUCAGCCA